AUGACAUCUUACCCAUCCUCUAAAAAUUUAAUAACAGGAAAAGCUGCACUAAGUGAAAGCGAAGAUGAGGAUAACAGUUAUGACCCAGAGUCAUCUAUUGAACCGAAUCAUGUGGAAAUUUUAAUGUCUUUUAAGAAAAGAUAUACCAACAAACAUUUUUCAUACAUUAGAACUCUAGUGUGUAAAUUAAUUAACGGAGAAACCUUUACAACGUUAGCUCAAAAGAGACAGAAUGCAGAGUACUUCUAUCGAAUUGAUGAUAUUUCUCUUGGAAGAGCAAAAUAUGCAAUUCCUGUGGUGAAUGAAAAGAUUUUAGCAAAUUCACAAGUUUUGAAUAUUCCAAUACAACAGAUUUUGGUGAAGGAAUUUCUAAGGAGACAAAAGAAAAUGUGGCUGCUUUGA
This is a messenger RNA of Naegleria fowleri, 402 nucleotides long. RefSeq lists its product as uncharacterized. The coding region runs from base 1 to 402 and encodes 133 amino acids. The record is from RefSeq and is a predicted model, not a curated record. NCBI's taxonomy places the organism in Eukaryota, Heterolobosea, Eutetramitea, Acrasida, Naegleriidae. The transcript has a single exon.